AUGUGAAUCUCCUUCUAUCCGUUCCAGAUCACAGCUAUCCUGGCUAGCUCCGAGCUCUCCAAUGCCUUCUGGUGGCCCAAGACAACGACGGAAUCCCCCGGCGGUGGCCAAGUGCUACAACAGAUCCCGCUCACCUACUUCCGCACCUACACAUACCAGCCUCUGGCGCCCGGCGGUCCCUUCAGCCUGCCCUUCUUUGGCUUUGGAGCGGCACAGACGCCCCUGCUCCCUGGCCCCCAGUACGAUCCGUAUGCGCUGACCAGCUAUGCGGCUGCUCGGCGGCAUGACACAGCCUCUCGGCCGGACGUUACUCCUCCGGUGGCGAUGGUAGCGGGAUUGGGCAGUGCCGCCCCGAGCACCAGUACUACCACUACCACCACUCCUGCGCCCACGACAACAACGACGACGACUACAACGACCACCACGCCGGCACCGACCACGACAACAACUACGAGCACUACCACACCACCGCCACCGUCGCCUCCUCCUGCACAGCAGCACCAAGCUACGAGCUUCUCCGAGGGAUCCUCGUCAGCCUCGGGAUCCAGCUUGCUGCGCUACGGGGAAUACCCCACCUACAGCCGGCGGGUGAGCAACCUGUACAACGCCCGGCCCCAAUAUCCAUAUCCGGACUACUUUAACUACCAGGCGCCGCAAAAUAUGAUGGCGGCAGCGGCAGCCGCGGCGGCAGCGGAACAGGGAACCAGUGGCACUCGCAUCCAAUUCGUGCCCUGCAUGUGUCCCAUCAGUGUGCCCAGUGUCGUCUCGGCCGCUUCUCCCCAAGCAGCAGCAGCCACAGCGCCUCCGCUGGCCGCCGUCGUCACCUCUCCCUCGUCCGAAUCGCAGCCGGCGGCUCGUCACAUUGAGAGACACAGCCAGGAACUGGAAGCGGAUGCCGAUGGCGAGACGGAGAGCGAUGGCGAGGAGGAUCAGGAGGAGGAGGACCAGGAGCAGGACCAGGAACCAGGCCAGCAAGAGGAUGGUGCCACUAAGACCGAACCGGAACCGCUGGAGACGACCUCAGACAGUCCUGUCUAGGGGCUUCAAUCGAAUUAGCAGUCCAAGUCACAGCCACAGCCUCUAUAGUAUUAAGACACACGCCUCCUCGACUGAUUUUUGUCACCCUUUUUUUUCUCUUAUUUAUUA
Drosophila serrata is the source of this 1146-nucleotide messenger RNA. RefSeq lists its product as uncharacterized. Lineage: Eukaryota; Metazoa; Arthropoda; Insecta; Diptera; Drosophilidae. The record is from RefSeq and is a predicted model, not a curated record.